CGACAGCCCACAGUUACUCGUCCACUCUUACUACACAGUGAGCUUUUUGCAGUGUUUUAUUUAUUGAUUCUCUUAGUUCUCGUUUUCAUCGGAGAAAAAAAAAGGAGAAAAGUCAAAAACAAAAAUUUCAUGGCUCGGAAAUUCUUCGUCGGUGGCAACUGGAAAUGCAAUGGGACAACUGAGGAGGUUAAGAAGAUCGUUACAACAUUGAAUGAAGCUGAAGUUCCUUCUGAGGAUGUUGUGGAGGUUGUUGUGAGCCCUCCAUUUGUUUUUCUUACCUUUGUGAAAAGUCUGUUGCGGUCUGAUUUCCAUGUUGCUGCUCAGAACUGUUGGGUUCGCAAAGGUGGUGCUUUUACCGGAGAAAUUAGUGCUGAGAUGCUUGUUAAUCUGAGCAUUCCAUGGGUUAUCAUCGGUCACUCUGAAAGAAGGGCUCUCUUGAAUGAGUCCAAUGAGUUUGUUGGAGACAAAGUAGCGUAUGCACUUUCUCAAGGCUUGAAGGUUAUUGCCUGCAUUGGGGAGACUCUUGAAGAGCGAGAAUCUGGCUCUACCAUGGCUGUUGUUGCUGCGCAAACCAAAGCAAUUGCUGGAAAAGUAACAAAUUGGGACAAUGUUGUUUUGGCUUAUGAACCUGUUUGGGCCAUUGGAACAGGGAAAGUUGCAACCCCUGCUCAGGCUCAGGAAGUUCAUUGCGAGUUGAGGAAAUGGCUUCAUGAGAAUGUUGGCGGUGACAUUGCUGCAUCAACUAGAAUUAUAUAUGGAGGUUCCGUAAAUGGAGCAAACUGCAAGGAAUUGGCCGCACAACCCGAUGUUGAUGGCUUUUUGGUUGGUGGAGCUUCUCUAAAGCCCGAGUUUGUUGAUAUCAUCAAGGCCGCGACGGUGAAAAAGAAUUAGAAGUUGAAAAGCAGGAAUUAAAGGUGAAACAGAAACAACCUUCUGGGAAACUUUAAUUUUUGUAGUUGAGAUCUUUCCUUGGAACCUAAUGUCUGUUGAAAAUUUCCCGAUGUAAUAAGCCAAAUUUAACAAUGUGUUUUUUCUUUUUUGGUGGUGGUCGAGGCAUUGAUCCUCAUUUCGGACUUUCCCUGAAUUUACCUCACAAAUUGCAAUUGCUCUAA
Molecule: messenger RNA, 1112 nt
Organism: Gossypium raimondii (Peruvian cotton)
Lineage: Eukaryota; Viridiplantae; Streptophyta; Magnoliopsida; Malvales; Malvaceae
Product: triosephosphate isomerase, cytosolic
Exons: 9
Coding region: 130-891 (253 amino acids)
Biological process (GO): glycolytic process; glyceraldehyde-3-phosphate biosynthetic process; glycerol catabolic process
Cellular component (GO): cytosol
Molecular function (GO): triose-phosphate isomerase activity
Source: RefSeq, a predicted model, not a curated record